Messenger RNA from Sciurus carolinensis (gray squirrel), 6084 nucleotides. RefSeq names its product CF transmembrane conductance regulator (gene Cftr). The record is from RefSeq and is a predicted model, not a curated record. Bases 57 to 4589 code for a protein of 1510 amino acids. Lineage: Eukaryota; Metazoa; Chordata; Mammalia; Rodentia; Sciuridae. Gene Ontology annotation, biological process: chloride transmembrane transport; bicarbonate transport. Gene Ontology annotation, molecular function: ATP hydrolysis activity; ABC-type transporter activity; chloride channel activity. The transcript has 27 exons. Gene Ontology annotation, cellular component: apical plasma membrane; cytosol; plasma membrane.
UGCUACCUUUGCUUCAAAGACUGGAUUCCUUUCAGCGUUUUAGUUAAGAUGUUUUGAUGACCAAGACUAGGAAAUCUAUAGGAGGGCGGGUUAGUUUACACACUGUCCACUUGUCAUUGUCUCUAAGACACACAAAGCCACCUAAAAAACACAGCCCGGCUGAAGUACUUACGACAAACCACGAACAAAUCCUGGGCAGCUGGACCACACCAAUUUUGAGGAAAGGGUACAGACAGCGUCUGGAAUUAUCAGACAUAUACCAAAUUCCUUCUGCUGAUUCUGCUGACAACUUAUCUGAAAAGUUGGAAAGAGAAUGGGAUAGAGAAGUGGCUUCAAAGAAAAAUCCCAAACUCAUUAAUGCCCUUCGGCGAUGUUUUUUCUGGAGAUUUAUGUUCUAUGGAAUCUUAUUAUAUUUAGGGGAAGUCACCAAAGCAGUACAGCCUCUCUUACUAGGAAGAAUCAUAGCUUCUUAUGAUCCAGAUAACAAGGCGGAACGCUCCAUCGCCAUUUACCUUGGCAUAGGCUUAUGCUUGCUCUUUAUCGUGAGAACACUGCUCCUGCACCCAGCCAUUUUUGGCCUUCAUCACAUUGGAAUGCAGAUGAGAAUAGCUAUGUUUAGCCUGAUUUAUAAGAAGACUUUAAAGCUGUCAAGCCGUGUUCUGGAUAAAAUAAGUAUUGGGCAGCUUGUUAGUCUCCUUUCCAACAACCUGAACAAAUUUGAUGAAGGACUUGCACUGGCACAUUUUGUGUGGAUUGCUCCUUUACAAGUGACUCUCCUGAUGGGGCUGCUUUGGGACUUGUUACAGGCCUCUGCCUUCUGUGGCCUUGCUUUCCUGAUAGUCCUAGCCCUUGUCCAAGCUGGGUUAGGGAGAAUGAUGAUGAAGUACAGAGAUCAGAGAGCUGGAAAGAUCAAUGAAAGACUUGUGAUCACCUCAGAAAUGAUUGAAAAUAUCCAAUCGGUGAAGGCUUACUGCUGGGAAGAAGCAAUAGAAAAAAUGAUUGAAAACCUAAGACAGACAGAACUGAAACUGACCCGGAAGGCAGCCUAUGUGAGAUACUUCAACAGCUCAGCCUUCUUCUUCUCAGGAUUCUUUGUGGUGUCUUUAUCUGUGCUUCCCUACGCACUUAUCAAUGGAAUCAUCCUUCGAAAAAUAUUCACAACCAUCUCAUUCUGCAUUGUUCUGCGCAUGGCAGUCACACGGCAAUUCCCGUGGGCGGUGCAAACAUGGUACGACUCUCUUGGAGCAAUAAACAAAAUACAGGAUUUCUUACAAAAGCAAGAGUAUAAGACACUGGAAUAUAAUUUAACAACUACAGAAGUAGUGAUGGAGAAUGUAACUGCCUUCUGGGAGGAAGGCUUUGGGGAAUUAUUUGAGAAAGCAAAACUAAAUAAUAACAAUAGAAAAAUUUCCAAUGGUGACAACAGCCUCUUCUUCAGUAACUUCUCCCUUCUUGGUGCCCCUGUGUUGAAAGACAUCAACUUCAAGAUAGAAAAAGGACAAUUGUUGGCAGUUGCUGGAUCUACUGGAGCAGGCAAGACUUCACUUCUUAUGAUGAUUUUGGGAGAACUGGAGCCUUCAGAGGGUACAAUUAAGCACAGUGGAAGAAUUUCAUUCUGCUCUCAGUUUUCCUGGAUCAUGCCUGGCACCAUCAAAGAAAACAUCGUCUUCGGUGUUUCCUAUGAUGAAUAUAGAUACAGGAGUGUCAUCAAAGCAUGCCAACUAGAAGAGGACAUCUCCAAGUUUGCAGAGAAAGACAACAUAGUCCUAGGAGAGGGUGGAAUCACACUGAGUGGAGGUCAACGUGCACGGAUUUCUUUAGCAAGAGCAGUAUACAAAGAUGCUGAUUUGUACCUGUUAGAUUCUCCUUUUGGAUAUCUAGAUGUUUUAACUGAGAAGGAAAUAUUUGAAAGCUGUGUGUGUAAAUUGAUGGCUAACAAAACUAGGAUUUUGGUCACUUCUAAAAUGGAACAUUUAAAGAAGGCUGACAAAAUAUUAAUUUUACAUGAAGGUAGCAGCUAUUUUUAUGGGACAUUUUCUGAACUACAAAACCUACGGCCCGACUUUAGUUCAAAGCUCAUGGGAUAUGAUACUUUUGACCAGUUUAGUGCAGAAAGAAGAAAUUCAAUCCUAACAGAGACAUUACGCCGUUUCUCAUUAGAAGGAGAUCCUUCUGUCUCCUGGAAUGAAACGAAAAAACAAUCAUUUAAACAGAGUGGAGAAUUUGGGGAAAAAAGGAAGAACUCUGUUCUCAAUCCAAUCAACUCUAUAAGAAAAUUUUCAAUUGUACAAAAGACUCCAUUACAAGUGAAUGGCGUGGAAGAUGAUUCUGAUGAGCCCUUAGAGAGAAAGUUGUCCUUAGUUCCAGAUUCUGAGCAGGGAGAGGCCAUCCUACCUCGCUGCAAUGUGAUCAACACUGGCCCCACGUUUCAGGGCCGAAGGCGACAGUCUGUUCUGAACCUGAUGACACACUCAGUUAACCAAGGGCCAAGCAUUCACCGGAGGACGACAUCUACAAGAAAAAUGUCACUGGCCCCUCAGACAAACUUAACUGAAAUGGAUAUCUAUUCAAGACGUUUGUCUCAAGAGAGUGGCUUGGAAAUCAGUGAAGAAAUUAGUGAAGAAGAUUUAAAGGAAUGCUUUUUUGAUGAUGUAGAGAGCAUACCUGCUGUGACCACAUGGAACACAUAUCUUCGAUACAUCACUAUCCACAAGAGCUUGAUUUUUGUGCUAAUUUGGUGCUUAGUUGUUUUUGUGGCUGAGGUGGCUGCUUCCUUGGUUGUGUUGUGGAUACUUAAAAACAACCCUCCUCAUGGUGAAGGGAAUAGUACUAAAAAUGCAAAUAACAGCUAUGCUGUGAUUAUCACCAGCACCAGCUUCUAUUAUGUUUUUUACAUUUAUGUGGGAGUUGCUGACACUUUGCUUGUUCUGGGAUUCUUCAGAGGUUUGCCACUGGUGCAUACACUAAUCACUGUGUCGAAAAUCCUACACCACAAAAUGUUACAUUCUGUUCUGCAAGCACCCAUGUCAACCCUCAACACGUUGAAAGCAGGUGGGAUUCUAAAUAGAUUCUCCAAAGAUAUGGCAAUUUUGGAUGAUCUUCUGCCCCUCACCAUAUUUGACUUCAUUCAGUUGUUAUUAAUUGUGAUCGGAGCUGUGACUGUGGUCUCUGUUUUACAACCCUACAUCUUCCUAGCAACAGUGCCCGUGAUAGCGGCUUUUAUUAUGUUGAGGGCGUACUUCCUCCACACCUCACAGCAACUCAAACAACUGGAGUCUGAAGGCAGAAGUCCAAUCUUCACUCAUCUGGUCACAAGCCUAAAAGGACUAUGGACGCUUCGUGCCUUUGGACGGCAGCCUUACUUUGAAACUCUGUUCCACAAAGCUCUGAAUUUGCAUACUGCCAGCUGGUUCUUGUAUCUUUCAACACUGCGUUGGUUUCAAAUGAGAAUAGAAAUUGUUUUUGUCAUCUUCUUUAUUGCUGUUACCUUCAUUUCCAUUUUAACAACAGGUGAAGGAGAAGGAUCUGUUGGUAUUAUUCUCACUUUAGCCAUGAAUAUCAUGAAUACAUUGCAGUGGGCUGUAAACUCCAGCAUUGAUGUGGAUAGCUUGAUGCGAUCUGUGAGCCGAGUCUUUAAGUUCAUUGACAUGCCCACUGAAGAGGGUAAAUCCACUAAGUCCAUCAAACCAUCCAAGAAUGGUCAGCUCUCAAAAGUUAUGAUUAUUGAGAAUCAACAUGUGAAGAAAGAUGACAUCUGGCCCUCAGGGGGCCAAAUGACCGUCAAAGACCUCACAGCAAAAUAUGUAGAUGGUGGGAAUGCCAUACUCGAGAAUAUUUCCUUCUCAAUAAGUCCUGGCCAGAGGGUGGGUCUCCUGGGAAGAACUGGAUCAGGGAAAAGCACAUUGUUAUCAGCUUUUUUGAGACUGCUGAACACUGAAGGAGAAAUCCAAAUUGAUGGUGUAUCUUGGGACUCAAUAUCUUUGCAACAGUGGAGGAAAGCCUUUGGAGUGAUACCGCAGAAAGUAUUUAUCUUUUCUGGAACAUUUAGAAAAAACUUGGAUCCCUAUGAACUGUGGAGUGAUCAAGAAAUAUGGAAAGUUGCAGAUGAGGUUGGACUCAGAUCUGUGAUAGAGCAGUUUCCUGGGAAGCUCGACUUUGUCCUUGUGGAUGGGGGUUAUGUGCUAAGCCAUGGCCACAAGCAGUUGAUGUGCUUGGCCAGAUCUGUUCUCAGUAAGGCCAAGAUCUUACUGCUUGAUGAACCCAGUGCUCAUUUGGAUCCCAUAACAUACCAAAUAAUUCGAAGAACUCUCAAACAAGCAUUCGCUGAUUGCACAGUAAUCCUCUGUGAACACAGAAUAGAAGCAAUGUUGGAAUGUCAGCGAUUUUUGGUCAUAGAAGAGAACAAAGUACGGCAAUAUGAUUCCAUUCAGAAGCUGCUGAGCGAGAAGAGCCUCUUCCGACAAGCGAUCAGCUCCUCUGACAGGGUGAAACUCUUCCCCCACCGCAACUCCAGCAAGCACAAGUCUCGGUCCCAGAUUGCUUCUCUGAAGGAGGAGACAGAAGAAGAGGUCCAAGAAACAAGGCUCUAGAGAGCAAUGAAAAAUGAUGAUGGCAUUGGACAUCCACUCAUGGAACUGGAGCAGAAAUCAGCUGCUUUGGCCUCAGAAAGCAAGGAUGAUAAUUAUUAUUAUAUUUUUUAAUAAAACAUUUUGGCAAGAAGACUUAAGGACAUUCAUAUAGGUCUGGAUAAAUGGCUCCCUACAGUGGUCAAAUUGUGUGAAAGGUACUCCAAAUUCUUAAAGAUUUACCACUUGGAUUUUGCAAGACAGGUUUUCUGAAAAUACUUGGCCUUUUGGUAAUAGUUGGAAUGGCAGCUAAAUGUCAACCAGCCUAGUUGUUCACCUUAUCAUUUAGUGAAACUGGUUAAUUUGUAUUAACAAAGAACUGAAAUCAUACUUCUUAGAGAUAUGAUUAAGUAAUGAUAACUGGAAAUUUUAGUGAAUUAUAUAAUUUAUAUCCCUUUUUCUCUCCUCUCUCCAGAUAUUUAGACACACAACUAUAUUGUCUGCUAAGCAUUCUAGCUGUCUCAUUUCCAAACUGCAGGAGUCCCAAGAUAGCCCAUUAAGUUAUGUUCCAUUCAACAUCCAAUGAUUGGUUGAGAAAGAAACUUCCAGAUCCUAGAAAUCAGGGUUAGUACCAUCUAGAUCUACCAAAUAUUUAAAUAUUUCAGAGAAUCAGAAUAGAUAAGGGCGGUUGCAGUGCCAGGUCAGGGAUGAGAUGGCUCCCUUGAUGUGGAAAUUGACAUUCCUUUCCUGCCCCCAGAGAAUACUGAGCUCUUAAGACCUCUGACCUGGAGGAUGGCUAGAAAUUGGUGCAGGAAAUUGGUGCAAACAGGUGCAGGAAAACCCUGCUUACCACAGAAGCUCCAGGUACAGAGCUCAUAGGCAGAGAGGCCAUGGGCUCUAUGGGUGGAUGCACAUGAAAUCCAAGCCUCUCGAUGUAGUGUGUUUCAAGGCUAGCUGUGUGUGUUUCAUACUGUCUGCACUGAGUGGGAGAGAAAAUGGGAGACACCCCGAAGAAGAAUCAAUCAUGAAAUAGUUUUAUAUGCUUCUAUUUUAUAAUUUUGUGAUGCAAAUGAAAUUUUGUGUAGGAAAUAUUUAUUUUAAUAAUGUUUCAAACUCAUAUAUAGCAAUGCUGUAUUUUAAGAAUGAUUAUAUUAUGAAUUAUAUUUGUAUAAAAGAAUUUUUAUAUUUGAAAUGUUAACUUUUUAUGGCACCAGCUAUUUUUAUGAUAUAUUAACACUGAGAUGGGGGGGACCUAUGGUGAUGUGGACCAGGGACCCAUGAAUCACUUUUGUGGUGUAGAGAGAAACACGCAGGCUGAUGCAGAUGUUGCACACAUCUCUGUGAUUCUCCACCCAAACAUAGGUACCUUCUGAUGUAGUCCUGAUGCAGAUGGUACCAGAAGUCUGAUUGUUUUUACCAAGGGCACACCAACUUCCCAACUUCAAACUAACCCUCAAGAAGAUUGGAAUAUUUAUUACUGUAAGAAAAUAUCUAUUGUCAAUAAAUUGCUUAUAUUUGU